Molecule: messenger RNA, 4656 nt
Organism: Alternaria metachromatica
Lineage: Eukaryota; Fungi; Ascomycota; Dothideomycetes; Pleosporales; Pleosporaceae
Exons: 5
Coding region: 1-4656 (1551 amino acids)
Biological process (GO): transmembrane transport; lipid transport
Cellular component (GO): membrane; intracellular membrane-bounded organelle
Molecular function (GO): ATP hydrolysis activity; ABC-type transporter activity; ATP binding
Source: RefSeq, a predicted model, not a curated record
AUGGCUUUGCUAUUUCGCCAAAUUUGGGCGCUCAUGCGCAAAAAUCUCCUGCUCGUCUGCUUGAGACGACCAAUCACUACUUUCAUCCGUGCACUCGCUAUCCCGCUUGUUGUCAUUCUUGUUAUCGCUUUCAGCAAGACGUGGUUUUCUUCUGGGGGGCAUUGGGGUGUGUCUUCGGCUCGCCAGCUACCCUCCCUUGAGGAAGGACUACGAGCCAGUCCUGGCCACGGCAUUGUAGGCUUCGUCGACAACGCUAUGAAAGGAGGAGAAGUCUCAGCUGUCAUCGAUACACUCUCACGACGGAUCAGCGCUGCUGGGAAAACGCCAGAGCUAUACGACGAUACCAGAAGCCUUGCUGUAGUUUGCCGAACCGACAACGAAGGCAACUCACCAUGCUACAGCGCCAUUGUAUUCUUCUCCAGUCCAACCGAGGGAACCAACGAGUCGUCAGCCGGAUACUGGAACUACACAAUCCAAGGGUUGACCACGCCGUAUGGUCCCAUGGACAUUACGAGCACCAGCAACGCCAUCGAAGUAGCCACAUCGCCUUUGCAGCGCGCCCUUGAGCUUGAGAUUAUCGAACGGUCACAAUCAGACAACACAUCGCAGAUUCCUUCCGAACUGAAUGUCAUCGCGUUCACUCGUCAGGACCAGGGAGCACUAGAAGCCGAUCGGACUGCAUCGUACCUAAACCUUGUUACAUGGGCCUUUCCACCCAUCUUCACUCUUACACUCAUUGGUGUGGUCGAUCAUCUAACUUCAUUUGUUGCUCGCGAGCGCGAAAUUGGAAUGUCUAGUUUGAUCGACACCAUGAUAAUGGGAGGGUCCAAGUUCCGGGGCAUAGCCGUUCGACAAAUCGCGGCUUACGCAUCGUUCGCGCUGGUCUACUUUCCCGGCUGGCUGGCAGUGGCCAUCGUCAUCUCCGCCGCCAUCUUGCCCGUCACUUCUAACUAUCUACCCGUGGGAUUCGUUCUACUUUAUGGGCUCGCAGUGACUGGAUUCUCUCUCUUCGGGGCCUCUUUCUUCAAGAAAGCCCAGUUGAGUGGCCCCAUCAUGGUGGUCGUCACACUAGUCGCCGCCAUCCUUCCAGCAGUGCUUUUCAACCAGACGAGUACUGUUUGCGCCAUACUGAGCGUCUUGUUCCCUUCAGCAAACUUGACGUACUUCAUUACUGGCAUGGCAACAUUCGAAGCAGCCGGCAAACCGGUCAGCAUGAUGCAUCGGGCCGAUGAGGCGAGCGACGCAGGCGAUCCGACCGUCAGGGUCUCAGACUUCUGCAAAACAUACAAGCCUGGCUUCUUUGCUCGACUGUUUCGACGUCGUAAGAAUGUCGAUGCGGUCAAAGGUGUCGAUUUCAACGCAUAUCCAGGACAAAUCUUUUGCUUGCUUGGACCUAAUGGAAGUGGCAAGUCGACGACCUUGAACUGCAUCACGGGCGAACAGAGGGUCACGUCUGGAAACAUCAUUAUCGAUCCAACAGGCGGACUGGGUUACGCUCCACAGAGCAAUGUCAUCUGGCCUGAAUUGACGGUUCAAGAACAUAUCCGCAUCUUCAGCGACCUGAAAUGCCUAUCAGCAGCGAACCACGAGGUCGUCAACGAUCUCGCUAAAGGUGUCGAUCUUCUCAAGAAGCUUUCAGCUAGAGCUAAGACACUCUCUGGUGGCCAGAAGCGGAAGCUCCAGAUGGCAAUGAUGUUCGCGGGUGGAAGUGCAGUCUGCUGUGUGGAUGAAGUCUCCACAGGCCUCGAUCCAAUUUCCCGGCGAAGAAUCUGGGAGAUCUUACUCACUGAGCGGCGAAAUCGCACCAUCAUCAUGACGACUCACUUCCUCGACGAGGUCGAUUACCUUGCCGAUGAUAUUGCUAUCAUGUAUCAAGGUACUCUUCGAGCUGCAGGUACUUCGGCGUCCUUGAAACACGGCUUUGGUGAUGGCUAUACUGUCAAACUACCUUACAAGACAGAGGUCCAUAUCAGCAUCUCUGGGCAACUACGAACGGAACAAUCGCGGCACAUGACCACAUACCAUGUCGCCACAGCCGCUCAGGCUGCAGAGGUUGCGGCCGAACUUGACAAUUACAAUCUCGGUGGCUACCAGCUUUCCGGACCCACCAUGGAGGAGCUCUUCAUCAAAAUCACCGGUGAUGCGAUCCAACCUUUGGAGGAGAAGACCGAAGAAGAUGAUACUGUGAAAUUGAAGACUGAGAACAUCAUUGUUGACGCGACCGAAUUGGACUAUGAACUGUCCGAAGGACAGCCCGUUUCUCUUGUCAAGCAGUGGUGGAUUCUGUUGCUCAAGAGAGUGAAGAUCCUCAAACGUCGAUGGCUACCUUACUUUGUCGCCGUUGCCUUCGCUCUUGUUGGUGCAGGGAUUGCGCCUCUACUGAUCAAGAAGUUCGAUGCUCCGCUAGGGUGCCCAGUGCAAGCAGACCUCGUUGACGAUAACGCAUAUCGAAACGACAUUGGUGUUUUCUAUGCAGAGAGUAAUGCCUAUCAUUCGGGCACGGACGAGCUUCGAAAGUCAUACGUUGCUGGGCCUUCCGAUCGACUCAACUCAACGAGGGUUGGUUUGAUGGCAGACGUUUACUCCACCAGCCACACUUUGAGUUACUCUGACACCUAUCAAUCCGGGUACACGAAUUCUUCACAGCUUGAGAACCAGCUAUUAAUCGUCGAUACGUACGAAGAAUUCGCGCGAGCAGUUCAGAACGACUGGAAAGAACUAGUUGCCCAUCCCAGAUACAUCUCCGAUGGUGGCUUUCCCACCACAGAACUCAGAGGCGGAAUCUGGAUGGGCGAUAGCUCAACCAACCCCACUAUCAUGGGCGACAUCAGCGGAGGCGCCGCCAUGCAACAGAUGCUGAACUUCUACAACGUCAUGGCUGGUGGUGUUGGUAUCUCGAGUUCUUACAACGAGUUCGCCAGUACUGUCAUUCCAAGUCUCAUGGCUUCUGAUGCUACGAUGUUCAUCAUUUAUUAUGGACUGAUCAUGGCCUGCUAUCCAGUGUUCUUCGUCUUAUACCCGACGGAUGAGCGCCUGUCAAAUGUCCGCUCGAUGCAAUACUCCAACGGGAUCCGUCCAGUGCCACUUUGGCUUUCCCAUCUGGCUUUCGAUGGUACCUUCGUCGUCACAAUCAGUGCUGUUGCUACAGGUCUUCUUUCCAUGUCGACCCCAGUCUGGCAUGGACUCGGCCUGGUCUUCGUCAUCUUCCUUCUGUAUGGCAUUGCGUGCGCGCCACUCAGCUACAUCUUCUCCAUGUUUACAAAGAAGCCAGUCACGGCUUGGUUCUUGAUGGCCUUGAUGCAGGUCGUUGUCUAUUUUGCCUACUUCGCUGGCGUAAUGGAGAUCCAGGCAACUACACCAUACGCAAAGCUGGAAUCCACGAUGAACGCCCUGUACUUUGGUCUCGCCAUCGUAUCGCCAGUAGUCAGCUUGGAACGGACGCUGUUCAUCGGUCUUCAGCAGCUUGGGUUGAAGUGCAACGGCCACAGCGACGGAUCCCUCUAUCUGUACGGGGGGCCCAUCUUGUUCUUGGUUGUGCAGAUCGCUCUCUUGUUUGCGCUUCUCAUUUGGUGGGAUAGUGGCUUCGCUUUGCCUUCGUUGCGCCGCGAGAAUCUGGUCAGCGAUACAGAGGCGACAGACAUGUACACGGCUGAUCUUCUUACCGAACGAAGACGGCUGGCAUCACCUGGCAUUGACCUCCGGGUUGAGUCUGUGACUAGGUCUUUCGGCAAGAACCUCGCAGUCGACGAUGUCACGUUCGGCGUCAAGACAUCGGAGAUCUUUGCUCUACUUGGACCCAACGGUGCUGGCAAAUCGACCAUCAUCUCGAUGAUUCGUGGCGACAUCAAACCCUCAACACCAGGAUCCGUAAUCGACAUCGCCGGCAACCCAAUCCUGACUAGUCCCCUUGCAGCGCGCUCUAGUCUUGGUGUGUGCCCGCAGUUUGACUCUGCCGACGUCCUCACUGUCCGCGAGACGCUGCGCUUCUUUGCCAAGAUAAGAGGAGUCAAGGACGUCGAAUAUAACGUGUCGACCGUGAUUGCAGCCUGCGGUCUCAGUGACUGGACUGACCAGUUGGCGCAGAAGCUCUCCGGUGGCACCAAGCGCAAACUAUCUCUGGCUGUCGCACUAGUCGGAAACCCGCGCGUCCUGGUCCUCGACGAACCUUCUUCAGCGCUCGACGCAAAUGCAAAGCGCGUCAUGUGGCGCUGCCUGCAAACCAUUGCAAAGCGACGCGCUGUUGUACUCACGACGCACUCGAUGGAGGAGGCCGACGCUCUGGCCGACCGCAUCGGCAUCGUCUCGUCGCGCAUGCUCGCUCUUGGCGACCGCGAAGACCUGAAGCAGCGUGCAGGCAGCGAAUACCACAUUCAUCUCGUGUCGCGCUCAGCACCUUGCACCACACCGCAGGAACUGCAGAAGAUGAAGGAAUGGAUUGCUGCCACCUUUCCCUUGGCGAACGUCAGUCGCGAGACGCAGGGCGGUCAGGUCAGAUUUGAGAUUCCGGCUGAUGGUAAUGAGUUUGCGGGCUUGAUCAGGACGUUGGAAGCGGCGAAGGACGAGCUGAAUGUGGAGUUUUAUAGCGUGGGUAAGGCAACUCUGGAUGAGGUCUUUGAGAAGAUUGUUAAGCGGUACGGGGAUGUAGCAGAAACUUAG